CACACAUUUACAGUGUCUAAAACAACGCAAAGGAGAGAGCUGUCUCCUCUGGAGUGCUUAGAUUGGAAACCAAACCCUGGAUUUUAAUAUUUUGGCUCUACAUUUACAUCUUCGGGUCCAAUUUGAAGAUAUUUCACAUUAAAACAGGAAUAAAACUCACAUUAUUUGAAAGAUGUUUCCCUGGUCAGUAGUGUUUUCCCUGGAGCCGAAGGUUCCCGGCCAGCGUACUCCAGAGGAGCUGGUGACCAACACUUUUGGCGCUUUUCCACUGCAUGGCUGGAGCUGGCCGAAACGGACCGAGCGAAUCCAGCUGGAGAAGGCAGCAGAGACUCGCAGACGCCGCAACUCUUCCUCUGCAGACUACAGCUGGCUGGCCGGCCCUCAGCCACACGUCCCCUACGAGCUCACGCCAGGAGACGUGCUGGAACUGCAGGACCUCUGUGCACAGAUCCCACCUCAACAGUGCGGCCCGGUCAUUGUCAGGUUCAGGAAGCUAUUGUCAGAGUUUGAGGCGGAGGUGCACGACGUCCCCAAACUGUUCCGGGGCGUCCUAAGAAACUGCCUGGAUGAGCUUCAGGGAGACGCAGAGCUCGAGAAUCGGGUGAACCGUUGGGAAAAACAGCGCAGCAAGAGCCUCUCCUUCGUCACGUUUCGAUCCAAGUUCCGCACCCUGAACCGCGGGAAGGGAAGCUUCGGUGGUUCCCGCAACGACCUGCAAGAGGAAAACACAUGGUCUGAUGAAGACGAGGAAGCAGCCGCCAUGCGCACCAGGAAGGGACGGAGCCUCAGCAUGCCAGAGAUCACUCCGCUUGAGCAGGCGGCUCAGAGAUUAACGAAAGGAAGAGAUGAAGAGAAAGACAGAGGAAAGAAGGAUUCGAAAAGCUUAAGUUGGCAAUGGAGGAGGAAAAAAAGAGGCGGCGGCAAAGAACAAGAGAAGGGAAGAAAAUCCGAUUCAAGGAGACAUCUUGAAAGACUAAAGCUUAUGCUUUCAGAUUGCAAGACAAACACUGUUCAUUUGUUAAUCGAACCAAAGAACACUGGCCUAAUCUUUUUUUUUUUUACUUUCUAACGUGUGCUUAAAUAUUUUGAAUAUUUGGAUGUAAAUAUAAAUAUUUGGCAUAAAUGUGUGCAUUUUCACAGCUCAAUUUUUCUGUGAUAGUGAAGCUCACAAAACUUGUCAAGAAUAUGUCCAGGUCAUAUUUCUGGAAAAAAAAAAAAAAGUGUUAUAAAAUAAGGGAACAA
This is a messenger RNA of Sinocyclocheilus rhinocerous, 1242 nucleotides long. RefSeq names its product protein RD3-like. The transcript is spliced from 4 exons. The record is from RefSeq and is a predicted model, not a curated record. NCBI's taxonomy places the organism in Eukaryota, Metazoa, Chordata, Actinopteri, Cypriniformes, Cyprinidae. The coding region runs from base 173 to 1069 and encodes 298 amino acids.